This is a messenger RNA of Rotaria sp. Silwood1, 15798 nucleotides long. The record is from the annotation of a GenBank genome assembly. Lineage: Eukaryota; Metazoa; Rotifera; Eurotatoria; Philodinida; Philodinidae.
AUGUUAUUUGAUCAAAAAACUAAUAUUGAUACUGGUGGUGCACCAUUAUCAUUACCAGUUAAUUAUGAAAGUAAAGUGAUUGCUCCAAGAAAUCCAACAUUAAAUCGUGGUUCAAAAAUUGAACCAAAAUUUACACCAUCAACAUUUUUAAAAGAAAUGUCAUUAGAUACUCAACAAAAAUUACUUAAUACAAGAGAAAUGUAUCUACCAAAAAUAAUUUCUCUAUCAGAUAUGUCUGAAACAUCAUUACAAACAACAUCAAAAGUUGACAUUGAUGAACCUCUAUUUCAACCAUAUCCAUCGGAUAUUACUUUUCAAAAAUAUGAACCAUUUAAUACAUAUGAAGUACCUUUAUUACUUCGAAAUAAUGAUAAAGUAGCAAGAGUAGUUAAAGUAUCACAAGUUGACACACCAUAUUUCACAAUUGUUGCUCCAUCAAAUGCAUAUCAAAAAGUAGCACCUGGAGUUGCCCUUGUUUUUCGUAUUCAAUUCAAACCGGAAGAACAACGAGAUUAUGCACAUGAAAUUUUAGUAGCAACUGAGCGUGAAAAAUUUCUUAUACCAAUACGAGCUAUUGGUGCUCGAGCUAUUUUAGAUUUUCCUGAUUCUAUUACAUUUCCAACAACAGCUGUAAAAAGUACAAAUAUGAGUAAAGUUUUAUUUGUUCGAAAUAUUGGUAAUCGUGAAGCUCGUUUUGUUUUACAAAUAAAUAAACCAUUUCAUGUUUCACCUGAAAAUGGUCUUUUACCUGUUGGUGAAAGUAUGCAAGUAACUAUUGAUUUUAAUCCAAUUGUAAAUGGUGAAAUAAAAGAUGAACUUGUUAUAAUUUAUGAUACUGGAGAAAAAGUUUAUGUUAAUGUAUAUGGUGUUGCACAAGAUAUAAAUGUUCGAUUAGAAAAAAGAUCUGUUCAUUUUGAAAAUACAUACUUAGAAAUGAUUAAUCAACGUACUGUAACAUUAUCAAAUCGUAGUGAUCAAUUAGUUCAUUUUCAAUGGAAACAAUAUGCUACAGAACGUGAAGAAGAACAACAAAAAUUACGACAACUUCAUGCAUUAUCAGAAGAAGAAGUUAAUGCAUUACAAAAACUAAAUGUUAAUACUAAUGAAUCUCCAUCAGCUGGUCCAUUUGAUUUUGGUGUAUUAAUUCAACGUACAUUUAUUAAUCAUCGUCGUCAAUUAACAAAUGAAUCUUAUUUAUUUAAUCAUCCAAAUUUUCGUAUUGAUCCACUUGAAGGUGAUAUAUGGCCAGGUGGUAAUUUAGAUAUUCAAGUUUUAUUUAAACCAAAUGAAGCACAUAAAUAUGAACAAACAGCAUGGCUUGAUGUUGUUGGUCGUGAACAACGUUUACCAUUAACAUUAACAGGUGAUGGUGAUGGUGCAAAAUUAGAAGCAUCAUUUCAAACAUUAGAUAUUGGUUGUGUUUAUGUUGGUUCAACACAUCUUUAUGAAGUUGUUUUAGCUAAUAAAGGUUUUAUUGAAGCACGUUAUCAUAUACGUAAUUCAAAUUCUACAUUUGGUUCAUGUUUUCAAUUUGAUCCAUCAUCUAGUACAAUAUCAAUUGAAAAUUAUCAAGCUAUACAAAUAACAUUUCAUAGUGAACAACUUGGACAAUUUAAUGAAAUAUUUAAUGUUGAAAUAGAAGGUAAUCCACAAAAAUUACCAAUAACAAUAUCUGGACAAGUUAUUGGACCAACAUUUUAUUUUGAUCAAGCACAAUUAAAAUUUGGUCUUGUUUCAUAUGGUUUUCAAACAACAUUAAUAUGUCAUUUAUAUAAUACAUCACUUGUACCAAUGCCAUUUAAAUUACAUAUUGAUCAAGAUAAAAAUAAAAAAAUUAAUCUUGUUUCAUUUGAUGAUGAUGAAGAUGAAGAAGAUGAAGAUAUAAUAAAUAAUAAUGAAUUUCAAAUAAGACCAUCACGUGGAAUAAUUCCACCACAAAGUGAUACAAAAAUUUAUGUCGAUUUUAUACCAAAAUCAAUUCAAAAAUAUGAUACAUUUUUACAAGUUGAUGUAGAUGGUGUUGGAAAUAAUAUUUUUUCAUUACCAAUUACAGCUAAGAGUACUGUUCCUCGUAUAACUCUUCAUAAUGAUAUACUUGAUUUGGGUCGUACAUUUUUAAAUCAUCCAAAUGAACGUUAUAUACGUUUACAAAAUUCUACAAGUCUUCCAAUGCGUUAUCAAUUUUUAUAUCCUCAUUCUGGAUAUUUACAUUUUCAAUCAAAUGAAAGUGAAGGUGUUAUUGAUGCAAAUACAACACGUGAUAUUCCAUUAAUAAUAACAAUUAAACAACUUGGUGAUAUAACAGAAAAAAUUGAAAUACAUCGAGUUGGUGCACGUGAUCCACCAUUAGAAUUAGAAAUAACAGCAACAGGUACAGGACCUGUUUUAUUUAUUGAUCCAAAUGAAAUACGUUUUGGUACAAUAAGUGUACUUGAUGAACAUACACAAAUAUUAUCAUUAUCAAAUGAAUCACCAAUUCCAGCUGUAUUUCGUUGUGAAUUUGAUAAGAAAAAUUCAUGUUUUUCAUGUAUACCUAAUACAGGUAUUGUUGAACCACAUACAUCAAUGGAUGUUCGUGUUGUUGCAAAACUUAAUGAUCGAUUAAAAUUUAAUGAAGAAUUAAUUAUCUAUGUUGAUCAUAGUUCACCACGUACAAUACUUGUUACAGCACAAGGUACAGGUGCAUUAAUUGUACCUGAUAUUCCAAUAUUUCCAUCACUUAAUUUGGGUUCACGUUUUGUUGGUACAUCAAUUGUACAACGAAUACAUUUUACAAAUAAAGGACGUCGUCAAUUGGCUGUUCAUUUUAUACCUGCUGGUGAUACAACAGCAGCAUAUGGUGUACAAAGAAAAGCAAAAGUUAAUAAUAAUAAAGAAACUGAAUCAAAUCGUUCAUUAGAACAAGCAUUUCGUCUUGAACCUGAACGAUUAGAAUUUGCACCAGGUGAAACACGUUUAUUAACUGUAACAGGUUUUGCAGUACAACCAAAAAUUGUUGAUGAAAUAUUUACAUGUUUAGCUAUAAUUGGUCGUUCAACAGGUCGUGAUAAAUUACUUUCAUUAAAAAUUCAUUGUGAAUUUGUUGAACCAUUAAUGUCAUUUUCUAAAACUGAUCUUUAUUUUCGUGUUGAAUAUAAUGAACAAACAAUAAUAGAUGGUUUACGUACACCAAUAUCAUCUGAAUUAACAUUUUCAAAUAUAUCAGCUAUUGAUUUAACUGCUAAUCUUCGUGUAAAACAUCCAUUUUUAUUAAAAAAUGAUUCCAAUGAUGAUUCAAGUUCAACAACACCAUUGGAUAGUACUGAUGAAACAACACCAGAUAUACCACCAGGUUUUACAUUAACAAAAAAAAUUAAAAUAUUAACUGGAAUGAGUUAUUCGGAACUUAUUUAUUUUGAUCCAAGUGCAAAUACAAAAGAAUUAUCAUGGAAAUGUGAUGAACAAUUAGUUUUUACCUAUGAAGAACAUGCUUUUAAUGAUAUAAUUAAUUUACAUGGUGAAGUACAUUAUCCAAAUUUAUUAAUUGAACAUACAGAUCUUGAUUUUGGUUGUAUACUUAAUGGAACAGAAGUAACUCGAUAUGUAACAAUGGUUAAUGUAAGUCCAUUACCUGUAAAAUAUCUUUGGGCAUUUAUUCUUGAUGAAAAUGAUCGAAAUUAUUCAUUUGAACCACAACCACAAACAAAUAUAACAUCACCACAAUUAAAUCAAACACAAAUUCAAAGUGGACCAUGGUCAGAAACUUCUGAACAACAAAUUACAUAUGAAACAGCAAAUCUUACUCCUAAACUUGAAGAAAUAUUUGAUAUUUCACCUUUUUUUGGUUGUCUUCAACCAGGUGAAAUCGAAAAAACUGCUAUUCGUUUUUAUGGUCAUCCAGGUAUAAAAACAGCUAUUAAAGCUAUAUGUCAAAUAGAAAAUGGUCCUGUUUAUGAACUUUAUCUUCAUGGUCAAGCAUCAUAUAUGGCAUAUCGUUUAAAUACACAUGAACUUAAUUUUGGUGAUGUACAUUUUGAUAAAUCAGCAACACAUACAUUAACAUUAACAAAUGUUGGUAGUGUACCAUUAGAUUUUCAUUUUUUAAAUUUAAUAAAUUUAAAUAAUAUACAACAAUAUGCACAUAUUGAUGUUGAACCUGAAUCUGGUAUAUGUCAACCAUAUACAUCAACAAUAAUAACAAUAAAAUUUCUUCCAAAUAUACCUGAAAAAUUUGAAAAAAUUUUAUAUUUUCAAGUAGCACAUUUUCAACCAGAUGAAAUACAUUUAAUUGGUACAGGAAUGUUUAAUCGUUUAGAAAUAAAUUUACCACGUUUUAUUAUAAAUAAUUCUAUUGAAGAACAAUUAUAUGAACAAAUAAAAGAAAAAUCUGAUGAAAAAUUUCUACAAAAUCAACUUGAUAAACUUAUUGUACAAAAUUUUAUACAAAAAUCAAAUGAUAUUAAUCCACAAUUUGUUGAAUCUAUUGAACAAUCAAAUUUAUUUCAACAAUCACAACAACAACAAUCAAUUAAUUUAAGUAAUCAAUCAUUAUCUGUAUCAACAACAAGUUUAUCAAAACGUAGUAUAAUUAGUAAAACAAUACCUAUUUUACCUGAUUAUUUAGUUGAUUUUAAUUAUAUUAUAUUGGGUACUGUUCGACAACAAAUAAUAUAUAUUAAAAAUCCAACAAAUAAUAAUAUUACAUUUCGUUUUGAUCGAUUAGCAUAUAAAAAUACAGGUUUUUCAUUUGAUUGUGAUCAUAUUAAAAAUUUACCACCUGGUGAAAUUAUUCCAAUAACAAUUACAUUUGAUCCACGUGGAGCUAAUCUUGAAUUAGGAUCUGUAGAAUGUCGAGUACCAGUUGAGGUUACUUCUGGUCCUACAUUUCAUUUACGUCUUAAAGCUAUUGUAACAAUGCCAGAUUUAAAUGUAUCCAAUGAUACACUUGAUUUUGGUACUGUUAAAUGUGGUGAAUGUAAAAUUGCAACAAUACAAUUACGAAAUCCACAAGAAAUUCGAUGUGAAUGGAUUGCUGCAUAUCCAGGAGAAGAUUCAAAUGGUAAACAAGUAGGUCGUUUUCCACGUCGUGGUAAUACUAGUGCUAAUCGACGAAAACCAUCAACACGUAUUUUUGAAGUUUUACCACCAUCUGGUGCACUUUUACCUGGUCAAAAAACAAAUGUUCAAAUUAAAUUUACACCUACUGAAGAAACAAAUUAUGAAUCACGUGUUUUAUUACGUAUUAAUCAAAGUAGUCAACGUUUAAUGAUUAUAUGUCGUGGUGUAGGUCUUGAACCUCAAAUUAUAAUUGGACAAAUGCAGGGUGAUAUAUUUGAACCAACAACAUCAAUUGUUUUUAAUCCAAUUUUAACACAUAGUCAAGGUGAUGAACAAGAUAUUGUUAUACGUAAUCCAUGUACAUUUCCAGUUGAAAUUUAUAAUCUUGAAUUUGAUAAACAAUAUCUUGAAGAAGAAAAAAUUCUUCGUCUUUUACCAGGUUAUGAUGAAAAUAAUAAUAUUCUUUUACCAACACGAGCUGCUGGAGAUAAAUUACCAGCUGAAUUACAAAAAUUUUAUGAUGAUGUAGUCAAACGAGCAGAAGAAGAAAAACAAGGAGAUGUAACAAAAAGAACAGAUGAAACACCAUUCCCUAUUGAUGGAAUUGAAUCAAAUGGUGGUGAAUUAAUUUCUUCAUCACAACAACCAACUACUAGUGGUGAACGUAUUGUUGAUAGAGCAAUUUCAAAUUCUAUUGGUGAACCUACUGAUUCGUCUACUGAUAAAAGUGAAACAACAUUAAAACGUGUUGCAGAAAAAAUUAUUAAUUAUGAUAUGACACCUGUUGCACAAGCAUUAGCUCGUCAUUUAGGUAUUGAUUUAAGUUCAGAUGGUAUACAAGCACGUAAUCGACGUGGUAUUUCUAUUAUUGUUCAUGGACCACCUGGUUCAGGAAAAACCAUGAUAUCACGUGAACUUAGUCAACGUUAUGAUUGUGCAUUAUUAAAUCUUGAUCAAGUAAUUAUUGAUGCUAUUGAUAGUCCACAACGAAGUGAAUAUGCUCAACGUGCUUAUUUAAUGUGUCGAGAUGCAUUUGAAAAACAUGUUGAAGAACAACGAACAACAGAAAUUGAUGCUGAUCAUGCUCCUACAACUCAAUUAGGUGCACAUACUAAAAAAGUUCCUGAUAAAAAGAAAAAAAAUUCUGAAGCAGUUGAUCCAAAUGCUCAACCAACAACUGUUGAAGCACAACCAUUGACUUCACCUCUAUCAGUUAAAUUUAAAAUACAUAAAAAUCCAAUAAUUCAUACAGAUGGAGAUUUAUUGGAAACACGAAAUGAAACAGAUGAUAAUCCAGAUGAUACAGAUGAUCAAGAAGAACUUAUGACAUAUGUUCUUACAGAAGAUAUUUUUGUUGAAAUUCUUUCUGCAAGACUUCAAAGAUCUGAUUGUAUUCAUGGUGUUAUAUUCGAUAGUCUUGAAACAUCAUUUCUUGCUAAUUGUUCACAAGCAGCAAUAGCAGUUCUUAAAGCAAUUAAUAAUCGUUCAUAUAUUUAUGCAUUAAUAACAAAUUUUUCUUAUUCGAAAUACAAAGAAGCUCAAGCUAGAGCUGAAGAAAUUCGUCGUUUUGAAGAACAACAACGAGAACAAAAUGAAAAUGAAUAUGUUGAAGAAAUGGGUGAAGAUGAAUAUGAUGCAUUACCUGAAGAAGAAAAACAACGUAUUGAUCAAAAACGAUUACAACGAAAAAAAGAUCGUCUUCUUAGAGAACAACGAAAUAAAGAAGAAAAAGCUCGAUUAGAACAAGAACGUUUAAUGUUAAAAGAAGCAGAAUCACAAAAAAAACCAAAAAAACCUGGUUCAAAUCCUGCAGCAGCAGCAGCUGCAAGUAAAGGUGGAAUAGCACCAACAAGUGGAAGUGAAAAAGGUACUUCAGCAGCUACAGCUGCCACGGCUGCAGCAACUGCUGCUGGUGGAAAAACAAGUGCUCGACCUACAUUAAUUAGUGCACGUGGUCCACCUGUUUCUGAUCGACCUAAUGCAAAAGUUGAAGGAAUAAGUAGUGAUGAAAAUGAAAAAAAAAAGACAAAUAAAAGUGAUGCAAAAUCUGCUAAAGAAACUACUAUUAAAGAUGAUUCAGAUAAUGCAAAUAAUUUAGCUAAAGCAUCAGUUACAAGUGAUGCUGAAGAUGAAAAAGAAAAGAAAAAAGAUCGAGAAUUAUUAGUCAAAUUUAAAACAUUUGAAUUUUAUCGUAAUGAUUUACUUAAUGUUUUUGAUUUAUGGGAUCGAACAAAAGGUGUAACACGAAGUCCACCAACACCAACAAAUCAAUCUGAAGAAGAACAUACAACUGGUGCAAUGGGAACUGGUACUGUUAUGAAAAAACCAAUACAAAAAAAAGGUAAAAAAACUGAUGCAAAAGAUAGAGAAAAAACUGAAAGAGCAGAAGAUGGUGGUCAAGCAGGUACUCCUAAUCAACAACAACUUGCAAGUACAACACCAACAAAUCUCGAUGAAAGUGGACAACCAAUCAAAGAUGAUUCUAAAAAACAAUCACCUUCAGGAACAGAUGAAAUUAUUAAUAUUCCAACAAUUCAAAUUGAUACACCUGUAGAUUAUAGUUCAAAUCAACCAUUACCAUCAGAAUUAUUGGAUUCAAUUAAAAAUCGUUUACCAACAUUAGAUCAAGUACUUGAUGGAAUGGGUCAAGGUCCACGUGGUCCACCUGUACCUAGACCAUUUGAAUUUGCUGUUGUUCCAUUUCCUGAACCACGUACAAAUCCACCUUGUGCUGAAUAUGGACAAUAUUUUUUUGUUGCUACACAUGAAAAUGAUCCAAAUUUAUAUCCCGAAGAUGGUAAAUCAAAAGAUGGUAAAACACCAGAACCAACAUAUAUUCCUGAUGAUGUCGAUAGUAAAGAUGCUGGAAUAAAAGGAAGACGUAGUCGAGGUGAUCGAGAAUCUAUGACAGCUAAACGUAAGACAAGUGGUGGACCUGGUGGUAGUACUGAAGGUAAAUCAACAGGACGUGUUACAUCGAAAGCAGGUGGUCGUAUUGGUGGAAAACAAUCACCAACACAUCAUUCAUCUGAUGGACAAGAUGGUACAAGUGAAUCAAGUCUUGAAAAACUUUUACCAAGAAUUGUUCGUUUUCGUUGGAUUAUUCCUGCUAAUAGUGAAAUUCGUGUUCGUCUUCGUUUUAUUUCAAGUGAAGUUGGACAAUUUGAUCAAACAAUAUCUUUUGAAAUUAUUGGUACAAAACGAAAUUAUAAAAUAUUUUGUCGUGGUGUAUGUACUUUUCCAUCGAUAAGUCGAGAACCUCGAACUGUUUUUCCAAAUCGACAAAAAACACGUAAACCAAAUGAAAUUGUUCAUAAAAAAUUUAUUCUUUCAACUGAACAAUAUGAUUUUGGUCCAUUAGUACUUGGCAAAGAUAUAAAUAAAAUACGUACUGGUAUUUAUUCAAAUAAUAUUGAAACAUUAACAAUUGAUAAUACAUCACCAAUGGAUGUUGAAGCUCUAUUUUGUUUCUUAAAUGAAGUUGAAUCAUCAAAAGCAGCAUUUUUUCUUGAACCAACUGAAAUGCAUUUAAAAUCAGGAGAAUCAAAAAUACUUAAAAUUAUGGCUAAUCCACCAAGAGAAGGUCAUUUUGAAGAUUCACUUGUUUGUUGUAUUAAAGAAAAUCCUGAACCAAUUGUUUAUAAAUUAUGUUGUGAUGGUUGUACACCUGAAUUACAAAUUGAACCAACAUCAUUCGAUUUUGGUCAAGUAUUACUUUAUAGAAAAGAAUCACGAAUUAUACGACUUAAAAAUACGAAAUUAAUUCCUGUUCGAUGGCGUCUAAUAGGUAUUGGUCAAGAAGGUAUUGGACAAGAAUUUUCAACUAAAACUGAUACGGGCAUUGUUGAACCAUUGAGUACAUAUGAAUUACAAUUAAAUUAUUAUGCUAGUCGACCACGAUCACCAGCAUCACAAAAAAAUAAACUUCAACUUAAACUUGAAAUAUCCGAUACUGAAGGUAUGCCAGGUGCUAUUAAAACUGUCAAUAUUCCUGUUAUGGUUGAACCAUAUGAUAUUGUUUUGGAUAUGACAUUUCAAAAAGGUAAUGAUCGUGGUAUUGAUUUUGGUAAUGUACGUGUUAAUCAAGAAACAAAACAAUCAUGUAUACUUAAAAAUAAAGGCAAACGAGAAAUAAAAUACAAAUUUGAAUUAGUACCAGAUACAAAAUCAAAAGUUGAUGCAAGUAAAUUUUUUGAAAUUGUACCAAAACAAGGAACUUUAGCUGCUGGUGGUGAUCGAAAUGCUCAAGCAACUUCAGUUAAUAUUGUCUUUAAACCAACAACUGAAAUACAUCUUCGUGAAGCUGAAAUAAUUGUUGUUAGUGUUAUAAAUGUAGCACCAUCACCAAAAGGAAUUGAAAGUGGUGGACAACUUAAUCAAUCAACAACACAUAUAGGUGCAUCACUAAGUACAUUAAAAGGUGGUAGUGAAGCAGGUGCUAUACGAAAUGUUAUUGCAGCUCAACAACAACCAGUUGCACCUCCAAUUGAAGAAGAAGUAGCACGUAUUCGACUUAAAAUUUCAGCUAAAGCAACAUAUAGCAAAUUUGUUUUAAUGCCUGAAAAAGAAGUUAAUUUUGGUCCUAUGCCAAUGGGUACUUCUCGUCGUAUAGAAAAAUUUAUUAUUGAAAAUCAUGGUGAACAUGAUUUUAAAUAUAUUAUAUCAAAAUAUCAACGUGAAGCUUCACCACAAAAAUUAAAUAUUAAAGAAUAUAAGAAAGUUUCACCAGCUAAUCGUGCUGAUUCAGCAAUGAGUGCAAAAACAGUACGAAAAUAUGAUCAAUCAAGAGAUGUACCAACUCAAGGUCGUUUACAAGUUGGACCAUUUACUAUUUCACCUGCAUUUGCAAUGAUUAUGCCAGGUGGAAAUACAACUGUUUCUGUUGAAUGUAUACCUGAAUCAGAUGUACCAAGAAAAUUUGAAGAAGAAAUUCAAAUUGAUAUUGCUGAUAAAAAUCCAGCUGAAUAUCCUCAAGGAAUUCUGUAUAAAUUAAAGAGUGAAUUAAUAGUACCACAAAUUGAUACAAGUGAUAUAUCAUCUAUAUUUGAAGAACAUCGUAUUGUUCGAAAUCUUUCAUCAUUUCAAAAUAUUGCUGAUUCAGUAACUGGAGGUGUUUAUGGUGAAGAAGAACGUCGUUUUCAAUUUCGAAAUGUUAUUGUUGGUCGAACAUCAAAAGCAAGAUUUAAAAUAACAAAUUCACAAAAAGUACCAGUUGAUAUAACUCUUGCUUUACGUCCAAUAAGUAAAGUACAGCGAGUCGUUGAAGCAUUUGAACUUGAUACUAAUCGUGCACAAAUUCCACCAUAUAGUAGUUAUUUUGCUGUUGUUUCAUUUACACCAACAUCUAUGCAAUCUUAUUCAGCAAUAUUUGAUGUUAUUAUUGAUGGACAAGUUAAAACAAAUAAAGAUACACGUAUUACACCAAAUUUUUCAUUUGAAAUUCAUGGUGAAGGACAUUUACCUCGUGUAACUAUUUUACGACCAGCUAUAAGAAAUAAAAAAGCACAAGCAAUGAUGAUAUUUAAUAAAUUAUUACUUGGACGACAAACAACACAACAACUUCUUUUACUUAAUGAUGGUGUUUUACCUGCUAAAGUUGAUUUUUAUUUACAUGAUGUUGAAAAUGUUUUUUCAAUUGAAACAUCAAAUGAAAAUCCACAUCCAGAACAUCUUGUUAUUAAUGAUAUAACACGAAAAGCUACAGUUGCUUCAGCUAUAUUUGAAGUUGGUCAAAAAAUAGCACUUGAUGUUUUAUUUAAACCUAAAACAACACAAGGACCACAACGAUAUGAAGCUGCUCUUCGACUUGUUGUUGUUGAUAAUCAAUAUGAAGAUACAAUUGUUCAAUUAAUUGGUGAAAGUUAUACUGAUGAUAUUACACUUGAUAAUAUUCAUGGAUUUGUUACAGCUGAUGAAAAUUUAACUAUUGAAAGUGGUCAACAGACUAUUGUGGAAGAAGAUGCACCAAUUUCACUUUCAAAUACAAUAAAUUUUGGUGAAGUUCAUUUAAAUGAAUCUCGACAAAUACUCUUUUCUAUAACCAAUCAUCAUCAAAAAGAUUCUGUACGAUUUGAAUGGCCUGAACAUUCUCAAUGUACAUUUUCACCACGUGUUGGUCAUCUUCAUGCUGGUUGUACAAAAGAUAUUCAAGUAACAUUUAAAACAAAUAAACCAAUUCAAUUAACAAAAGAAAAAAUUCUUUGUUCAAUAAUUAAAAUAACAUUUGAUCGUCCAAUUAAUGAAGUACCUGAUUGGGAUGAUCGUAUGCGUUCAGUUCGAUGGAUUGAUGUUCCACAACCUGUUAUUGAUACAACUAAUCCUGAAAUACAACGUACAAAUCGUCCAGCAAGAAAAAAAAUUAUUGAAGCUGAUAUUGAACCAAUACAUCAACGUAUUGAAGAACAAACACGUCUUUUAGAUAUAUAUAUAUCUGCUAUAGCUGAUUAUUGUCGUUAUAAAUGUAGUGAUUUUGAAAUUCGAUAUUUUGAUACAGCUAUAUUACAAACACGUAUUCAUGAAGUAACAAUUACAAAUCGUGGUAAAGUAUCAUUUAAUUAUUCAUGGCAAGUACGUAUGGAAGAUAAUCAACGACCAUUUACACCAAUGAUUGAUCGUGAUCCACCAACACCUGAACCAACCGAUGGUACUCGAAAAGGACAUAAAGGUGGUACACGUACUCAAGCAGCAAAUAUUCCAACAACAGAUUCAUCAAAUAUACAAGAAUCACCAACAGUUCCAACAACAUCACGAGGAAAAGAUAAAUUAACAAAAGAAACAAGUAAAUUAACAGGUAAAGAUGGACAAACAGGAAGUAAAAUAAAAGGUGCACGACCAUCAAUUAAAUCAAAUAUAACAGCUGAAAGUUUAGCUGAAGAAAAAGAAAAUGAAAAUGAACCUGGAUUUUUUACUGAAGGUGCUAAUUUAACUGAUAUACAACGUGGUGAUUCAGAAUCAAGUGUUCGAUCACCACCAAGUAUUAUGACUGAAGUUGGUUAUAUACCAUUUAUGAUUGAACCCGAUACUGGUUCAAUUGCUGUUGGUGCUAGUCAAAUAUUUAAAAUUAAAUUUGCACCACUUGAUGUUAAUGAUUAUCAAGCACGAUUGACUUGUUGUAUACCGAAUUUAGAAACAGCUAAACCAGGACCAGUUGUAGCUGUUCGCGGUCGAAGUAUUUUACCAUUCUGUCAUUUUGAAUUAGAAGAAUCUGAUUAUUUAACAAGUGGUCGACGACGUCUUGAUCUAUUAAUUAAUAAUAGUUCAUCACAAGCACCAGCUACAUUUAUUGAUCGUCAAACUCGUGUUAUUGAAUUUAAAGCUGUUGGUAUCGGAUCAACACUAAAUAGAUCAUUUUCUGUAUUAAAUCCAACGGAUACUGAUUAUACAUAUCGAUGGAUAUGUGAAGAUAAUCUUGAUUUAACAAAACAACCAUCAUUUGUAUGUCGUACUGUACAAGGCAAAAUAGCAUCAGGCAAAGGAGUUUUAAUGUCAUUUGAUUUUUUUCCACGUUCAUUUGGAAUAAUUGAAUCAAUGUAUCGUUUUGAAAUUCCAACACAUUCUUUAUCUGUACCAUUUUUACUUGUUGGUCAAGUUAAUGAACCACAAAUAUUAUUUGAUCGUACAUUUAUUUCAUUUCAUCCAGCUUUAAUUGGUCAUUAUGUUGAAGAAAUUUUAACAUUAAUUAAUAAAGAAAAUCGUUCAUUUCAUUAUCAAUUUCUUGAACGUUGUUUUAUUAAUGGUACAACAAAUAAUGAUUUAAUUAUUGAACCAUCAUCAUCUGGUAUAAUAAAUGAAAAUACACGUUUACCAUUACGUUUAAUAUUUCGUCCAACACAAAAUCGUUCAUAUACAUAUUUAUUACAAUGUCGUAUUGAUGAAACAAUUGAAUUAUUAAAUGUUAAUAUUAAAGGUGAAGGUUUUGCUAAUUUAUCAAGUGUACAAUGUGAAACAAUUGAUGGUAAUCGUUAUGAUUUAAAAUCUAUACAAAAUGGUACAAAUGAAAUACAUUUUGAUGAUGUUUUAAUUGGUAAUAUAGCAUCAAGACAAAUACAAAUAUCAAAUGAUGGUAAAUAUUCAUUUGAUUUUAAUUGGAUACAUGAUAAUGAACAAGAUAUGGGACCAUUUACAAUAACACCAAUAAAAGGUACAAUAUCAAAUAGUCAAAAACAAAUAUGUCAUAUUACAUUUGAACCACGUACACGUGAACAUCGUUCAUUAAUACAACGUUCAAUACAAUUAAAUAUAAUUAAUGGUUUAAAAUAUGAUUUAUUACUUAUUGGACAAACAACAACACCAAAUAUAAAUUUUUCAUUUUUAACAUAUAAUUUUGGUACAUGUUUUGUUUAUCGUGCUGGUAUGCCAGAAAAUACAUGUCAAUUAAUAAUAACAAAUCAAGAUACAAAAGAUCAUACAAUUGAAUGUUUAUAUCAAUCAACAGCACAAUUAAUGUUAGAUUUUAAAACAGGUUUAAUAUCAUCAAAACAAAGUAUUGUUUGUAAAUUUACAUUUUAUCCACGUGAACAAAAAAUUUAUCGAGAAAAUAUUCAAUUUGAAAUUGAUGGUUUAACAAUUAUUAAUGUUAUUAUUGAAGGUGAAGGUGUUGAUUUUCGAGUUGAAUUAGCUGAACCAAAACAUAAAAUUCUUAAUUUAGGUGCAUUACAAGCAGGUAAAAGUGUUACACGUGAAGUUUGUCUUGUUAAUCGUAGUCGUGCAUGUAUAUCGAAUUGUUACGUAACAUUACUUGCAUCGGAAAAUAGUACCGUUCGUGAUACUCUAACAAUUCAACCAACAAGUCCAAUAGCAUUAAAAGCUCGAGGUGGUACAACAACCGUAUCAGUUAAAUUUACACCUCGUUCACGUUUAGCACCAUUUGUUGAACAAAUCUUUUUAAAAUAUGGUGAUUUAGAUGUUCCAAUGUUUGCUGUACGUGGUUGUUGUCAAGGUUAUGAUAUAACUCUUGAUUCUGAUACACUUCCAUUUGGUGCUGUUGGUAAAGAUUGUUCAUUAACACGUAAACUUAUUCUAUCAAAUCGUGGUGAUAUUGGUGCAUCAUUUUCAUGGAAUAUUGCACAAUUACGUGAUACACCAUUUCGUGUAUCACCAACAAAUGGUUAUAUUGCACCAGGACAAGAAACAACAAUUGAAUUUAUUUUUCAACCACGUACUAUACGACAUGAUAUACGUUGUGAUAAACUUGAAUGUCGAUUAGAAGGUACACAAUCUGUUUAUGUAACAUUAUGUGGUUCAUGUAUUGAAGUUGCACCUGCACGUGAAACAAUUGUUAUAACAACAGCUGUACGUUCAAAAGAAUUAUCAAAACCAAUUGUAUUAAAAAAUAAUACAAAUACAUUAUGGACAUUAACACCAAUUAUAAGUGGAGAAUAUUUUUCUGGUUCAGAUACAGUUAUUAUUGAAUCAAAUUCAUCAAAAAAUUAUGAAUUAACUUAUUUACCAUUAACUGAAGGUAAACAUAAUGGUACAUUAUUUUUUCCAUUACCAGAUGGUAAUGGUCUUCUUUAUAAUGUUAUUGGUAAUGCUGAAGCACCACGUGCAUCAGGUAAAUUUAUACGUGAAGUACCAUGUAAAACACCAUAUGUUGAAUUAUUAUCAAUUGAAAAUUGGUUAAAAAAACCACAACGUUUUCGUGUAACACAUGAAAUAAUUAAACAAGAUCGUCCAGAAGUUACAACAACAAUAAAAUAUUUAGAAUUUAUUGAUGUUGCACCUAAAUCAAAACGUGAUUUUAAAUUACAAUUUUAUUCAUAUAAAGAAUGUAUACAACAAAUAAAAAUUAUAUUUAAAAAUGAACAAACACAAGAAUAUAUAUGGUAUGAUAUAACAUUUAAAUCAAUUGUUGAUAAACGUAAUGCACCAACAAUAGCAAAUAUUGAUUUAACAACACAUGUACGACAACAAACAUCACAUGAUAUUAUACUUGAUAAUCCAUUACCACAUAAAGUUACAUUUCAAGGUCAAUGUUCACAUCCAGAUAUACUUUUACCACCUGAACAAGUUUCAAUUCCAGCUAAUUCACAAGGUUCAUUUAAUUUUACAUAUAUGCCAUUAAAAGCAGGCAAAGUUGAAACACGUCUUGAAAUGAAUUCAACUGAACUUGGUUUAUAUACUUAUAUGUUAACAUUAAAUGCAUUACCAGCACGUCCUGAACGAACAUUAUAUUUUAAAGCACCAUUAGGUAAUUUACAAGUAUUAACAGCAAAAUUUACAAGUUAUGCACGUACAAAAACUGAUUAUAUUUGUAAAAUUGAUCAUCCAGAUUUUAUUGUUGAUAGAACUGUAACAGCAGCACCAAGUUCAUCACCAUCAACAAUGGAAGUUAGUGUUGAUGUUACAUAUGAACCAUCACAAUUAGGUGAUGUACGUGCAACAUUAACAAUUAGUUCACCAUCAAGUAGUGAUUAUACAUUUCCAUUAGUUGGUCUUGGUGAAUUACCUAAACCACAAGGUCCAUUUACAAUUAAAGCUGGUGGUAAUACAACAAUAACAUUUAAAAAUAUAUUUGCUCAAGCAUUAACAUAUACAUUUAAUGUUGAUAAUCCACUUUUUCAUGUUACUAAAAGUCAAGAAUUAAUUCAAGCAAGAAAAUCACAUCGAAUUGUUGUUUCAUUUGAUGGAUCAGAUACAACAAAUAAAGCUGAUGUUAUGGCUAAAUUAAUUGUUUCAUGUCCAAAAACUACAGGAUCAACAAAUACAUCAAGUUCAAGUGUACAAUGGAUUUAUUAUCUCAAAGGUAUUACACCUUCAUAG